Candida tropicalis MYA-3404 is the source of this 1557-nucleotide messenger RNA. RefSeq lists its product as uncharacterized. The transcript has a single exon. The record is from RefSeq and is a predicted model, not a curated record. NCBI's taxonomy places the organism in Eukaryota, Fungi, Ascomycota, Pichiomycetes, Serinales, Debaryomycetaceae. The coding region runs from base 1 to 1557 and encodes 518 amino acids.
AUGGUUGUUAGUGAAUAUACAGCUCUGCAAGGCUUGGUGGCACUUUUAUAUUCCAUAAACGAUGGUGCCUUUGUGGGUACCGGUAUCAAAUUGAUGGUUGAUCAAGCACACAACUUAUUAGGUCCAAAUCUUCCACCGGCAGUUGUUGAUUACACAGUUGGAACAUUAAUCAAUUUGUUUGGUGGUUAUCCAAACAGUCAAGAUAUACCAGCAUCUAUCGUGUUUGCUGUCAUAUUUGGAGUUAUCAUGAUUAUACACACAGUCAUUCUUGUUAUAAAUACUUCAAGAGGACAUAUUUUUUAUCUAUCAUUUGUAUGGAUAUUCUAUUGUGCCAUGAAAGUGAUUGGAUUUUCUUUAAGAGCAAAAUGGGGUACUGAUGUCACCUUAGUUGCAAUUGGGUUGACUUCUGAAGUGUUUUUGAUUGUUCCCGCUAUUGUUAUCGUGUCGGCCAAUUUGAUUUUAGCCCAACGUCUCUUCACCUGGAGACAUCCAGUAGGGGGUUCCAGAAAGUUGUUCUGGUUCUUUAUGAUUGCAUUAUAUGCAUUUGUGGUCAUUUUGGUUGCAGUUACAAUUUUGGCAUCUUUUGUUCCAUAUUUGAAUUUCUUGAGUUAUUGGUCUUAUAGAUCUUGGAUUCACACCGUUCAGUUCACUUCAAUUUUGGUUAUUGUCUACAGUUUAACAUCCGUGGCAUUGAUUGGUUUGAGUUUUUGGUUACCAACAUCCAAGGAUGAAAGCAGAUACACUUAUCAACCAUGGUGGAUUGAAAGUUUUGCUCCAUUCUACUUUGUUGAAAAGGGAGCGGCCCAGAAGGCAGAAGCAAGUUUUAUGAAAAGAAAUUCUAAUCAUAGACAUGCAACAAGAGUGAUUGCUGCUACUCAUCAUCAUUUCAAAAUGGUUAAAGGUUUAUCCAAUAAAAGAGGUGAUUUAAAACAUAAUGUGUCCAUGGGGUUAUUAAUCAUCACCACUGUUUUGAUUUUUAUUGGAGCUAUUGGUAGAGCUAUAGUUGUAUUCCAAGCUAGAAUGCAUAUAUUUGCAAGUCCUGCAGAAAGUAAAUGGUUCAUGUAUGUUUGUUGGGGUGUUUUUGAAGUUAUUAUUAAUGUUCUUUAUAUUGUCGGAAGAGUUGACCUUAGAUUCUAUCGUCCAGAUGUCUUGCCUGCUGCUGUUAGAGCUAUUAUUACUGCUGAACAAACCUAUUACCCAUCAUCUGAUGAAGAAGAGGAUGGAUUCCACAGAGAUAGACCAGAAACAUAUGGUAAAUUACGUGGAAGGGCAGAACAUGGUACUCAAAUGCAACAUACUCAUCCAUAUUACACCAAUGGAAGUCAAGAACUGGCGUUUGACGAAGACGAAGAUGAUUAUGAUGACUUUGAGGAUAUCGAUUCACAAGAAUGGGAUUUUACUGGAAACCAGAAACCAAAGUUAUCACACUCAUCCGAAGAUCGAUCGCCCGAAGAAUAUCAAAAACAACAACAACAACCCCCAUACCCCGUACACGAUGAUAAAAAGCGUACGAGAUUUGAGGAUGAUGAUGAUAAUGAAUCUGAAUUCAAUUUCUGA